Messenger RNA from Monosiga brevicollis MX1, 966 nucleotides. RefSeq lists its product as uncharacterized. Bases 1 to 966 code for a protein of 321 amino acids. Lineage: Eukaryota; Choanoflagellata; Craspedida; Salpingoecidae. The transcript has 5 exons. The record is from RefSeq and is a predicted model, not a curated record.
AUGCUGGCCCUUCGAUUUGGAGCCCGCCGCGUCUUGGCCGUGGCGGCGUUGGGAUGGUCUGUUCUGACCAUCUGGACACCCACGGCAGCAGAAGAGGGCGAGACGGUCAUUUACGGCGUCCGCGUCAUCUUGGGCGUCUUUGAGGGCAUGUGUUUUCCAUGUGUCUAUGACAUUCUCAGUGCCUCCCAUCCCGAGCUGCGCUCGCGCAACAUCAGCCUACAAACCACGGCCACCUUCUUCGUGGCCGGCGAGGAUUGGCGCUUGCAGGCCCGGAUCGCCUGGCGCUUGUUUUUGCAUCCAAACUGCCGUGCCAUCUUUGUUGGGCACUUUGCCCACGCCUUUUGUCAUUUUUUGGCUUUGUCCUGGCUUCCCACCUACUACGACGAGCUCGACGCCGGGGUGUCGGCCGGCCCGACGGGGCAUCGUUCCCAUGCCUCGCAGCUCAUGGCACCUUACAUCAUCAUGAUGAGCACGAGCAUGGGAGGGGCCUUUGUCGCUGAUCACUUCGUCCGAGCCGGCGUGGACAAGUCACGGGUUCGACGCCUCUGUGAGGCCAUUAGCUAUGGCUUGGCAGCCGGGGCCAUGCUGCUGGUACUGCUUCUACCCCAGGGCGGUUUGACCACGGCCCUGCUCUCCUUUUCCAUUGGCAUGUCCGGCCUCUCAACCAACGGUCACGAGGCAGCCAAGUUGGACGUGGCGCCCACCGAGUUUGUGGGACUAUUGCAGGGCAUCAGUAACAGUCUUGCGGCGCUCUCUGGGGUUGUGGGCGUGCCGGUGGCGGCCUACAUCAAUGCAGCCUUUGGGACGUGGCAGGCCGUUUUCGCCUUGGUCGCCAUGGUGUACGCCACGGGGGGUUUGGCGUAUUGGUUUCUCGGGACAUCAGACCCGAUUCCACGCGGUCAACUUCUUGAUGCAACGACAACGGUGACUCGGCGCCUCGACUUUGGUCGCGCCCCCGCCAAGUGA